This is a messenger RNA of Ficedula albicollis (Collared flycatcher), 2656 nucleotides long. It is a transcript of the gene PRRG3, whose product is annotated as proline rich Gla (G-carboxyglutamic acid) 3 (transmembrane). The record is from RefSeq and is a predicted model, not a curated record. Gene Ontology annotation, cellular component: extracellular region. The transcript has 4 exons. Gene Ontology annotation, molecular function: calcium ion binding. NCBI's taxonomy places the organism in Eukaryota, Metazoa, Chordata, Aves, Passeriformes, Muscicapidae. Bases 723 to 1427 code for a protein of 234 amino acids.
AGCAUCAGCCCUUCUGUGUGCCUGCCUUUGAUCUGAAAGGAGAACUGUGUUUCCAGCCCUGCUGACCCUGUGAACAGCUCUGUGCUGUCCGUGACCUCACUCCAGCAGAGCAGAUCCAAGUGCUUUUGGAAUAACUGGGUAUCUAAAGUCCUGGGCCUGAGACCAGCAUGUGGUUUAGUUCCUGCUGUUUCUAACCAGGCUUGCUCCUUCAUCUGCAAUAAAUCCCUGUAGGAGCUGGGCAGUCCUGUCCCCUCUGUCUCCUGACAAAGCUGUGGCUUGGCCACAGCAAGUGUCACACGCAGCAAUAGUCAGCCCAGGGCAGUCUGAUCCGCAGGGCAUUGAGCACAGGGAGAAGACAAAGCAUGGAAAACAAGCAGAUAUCCUCUGCUUCUGCAGGGCUUUGUUUAACUUCUGUGGGGUUUUGUUUAGUUUAGUUUUGCUUUUGAAGCACAAAAGGUGCUUGUCCAGCUGGAGAGCUGUUGUCCUGGCUGUGCAGGGAGCUCUGUCACUCUUGCUGCUGCCCUUAGCUUGGCCCAGCCACCAGAUUGUGGGUAGGAGUUGCAGAAAUGAGAACUGGCACGUCUGUGAAGUUGCUCUAAAAUAAGAUGAUUGCUUCACCUGUAUCCAUCAAUCUCUUGUGGAAGGGAAGAGCACCAGGCUGCUCCCAGCAGAUCAUCUCGUCUGCUGGUAGGCAGGAGCCCCCCUUGGCCGAGUGAGGCAGCAUGGCAAUGUUCUUGGGGGCCAGGAACGCCCACUCGCUCCUGAAACGCUUUCCCCGAGCCAAUGGCUUCCUGGAGGAGAUCAGGCAGGGCACCAUCGAGCGGGAGUGCAUGGAGGAGGUCUGCAGCUACGAGGAGGUCAAGGAGGUGUUUGAGAACAAGGAGAAGACGAUGGAGUUUUGGAAAGGCUACAGCAGCUCUGUGUACUCUGUCAAGGACCCCGGGCACAGCACGGAGCGCUCUGACGCCAUGUACGUGGUGGUGCCCCUCUUGGGAGUGGCUCUCCUCAUAGUCAUCGCCCUCUUCAUCAUCUGGAGGUGCCAGCUGCAGAAGGCCACCCGCCACCGCCCCUCCUACGCCCAGAGCCGCUACCUGGCCAGCCGGACGGGCCGCAGCCUCCCCAGGGUCAUGGUGUACCGGGAGCGCUCGCAGAGCCAAGGGGAGAGCCAGUGCCCGCGGGAGGCCAGCGGCAGGGCCAGCGCGGAUGGCAGAGCCGGGGGCACGCCCCAGCCAGACAGCACCCUGUGCCCGCCCGAGCAUUCUGUCUCCGUGCUCUCCAGACUGUCCAGUGCCACCCCCCCGCCCUCCUACGAGGAGGUGACGGGCCACCCCGAGAGCAGCAGCGGCGAGGAGACCAGCGUCUCCUACAACGAGCCUCCGCCCAAGUACGAGGAGAUCGUGGCCACCGCCCCUGCCGCGGGCAAAUAGCGGCUCUGCCUCCCUCCUGCCUCUUCACACACUCACACUCACCCAGCCGCCCUCCCUUCGCCGUGCCUGCGGCCCCCGAAGGCGUCCGUCAGGCCCCCAUCUCACCUGUACGACCUGGUGCCAUCACACAAUAGCCUUACCCUCCUAACCAAAAAUAGGCGUCCCCAGGUGGGGUGAGGCAGGGCUGUGGGGUGCCCCUGCAGCCAGCCAGCCACCUCCUGCCCCCCACUCCCACUCACGUAAGUGCUGUAGCAGCCAGAGCAGGGCAGCAGCUUGUUCCUGGCUCAAUGCAGGGGUCUCCCCGCGGUGCAUUUGAUUUCCUCACUUGCCCCUCAAACAGACAUAACAUUUCCCAUGAUUAGAGCAGCCUUGCUGCCUCCCUGGGCUGCUGUUCAGCCUCGCCCCAUGUCCUCACUGGGCCCUGUUCUACUGCUCAGGGCUCUGAUUAGGUGAUGGAGAUGCAGGAUGGGUGUGGCAAAUUUUUGUCCAUCCCUGCAGUUGGUGGGGCCAGCUCUGUGGGGAGAUGGUGCUUCUCCCAGGUGGAUUUGUUGCCCAGCGGGAGUGGGGAGCCUGCUCCACACUGUGGUGCCUGUAGUGCUAUUUGCUGUGUGGAGAUCAGGGAGGAGCAGUCAGGAAGGUGCUCUCUGAUCUCCUAGAUCCCUUUAGAAAGGGAGAAAGGGCUCGUGUGGUGGUCUGGUACUUGAGGUAAGUGACUUUGGAGUAGCAGGGCCUUUUCCUGGUGCUCUCUGCUUUCCCCCUGUGGGUGUUGAGCAGCUGGAGGUCUGGCUGCUGCAGAACUGGCCAAGGGGAUUGCCUCUGACCCCCAGCCAAGUGUGGUCUCAUGGCUUUAAGUGAUGGGGAUUCAGCUCUCUCCUGGAGCGUGGCCUGUCUGGUGUCUGCCCCAGAGCUGAGAGCCUGCAGACAGGCCAAACCUCUCCUCUCCCUGCCCCAAACCUCUCUGCCCUGCCUGGCCCCUCUCUUUGGGGCUCCUUGUCCUCCAGAGCAGCUGAAGCGGAAUGCGAGACCCCGCUCUCCUCCUGACCUCUCGGGUGGGCUGAGUGUUUGGUGUCCAGGGCUGUGGCAUGGAAGUCCUGCUGACACAGGUGGGAGCCACAGGACAGUCAGGAGCAGGGCCAAGCCCUGCCUGGGUGGUUGUGUUGCCAGGGCAGGGCAGAGCCAGGUGCUUUGCUGUGGGACCAGUGUCCCCUUUCCCUGGCUGUCCUUCCCCA